CCCAUUGGUUGCGGAGAAAACGGCGAGCCAAUCCCUAUAGGCCUUAGCGCCCUCCUCUUGAGAUCACUUCCGCCGUUGGGGUCAGGCUCCGUCCAGCCCGCCCGGCGUGCCCCGUGCUGGUGAAGUCAAGAUGGAGGAGUACGCACGGGAGCCGUGCCCCUGGCGAAUUGUGGAUGACUGCGGUGGGGCCUUUACGAUGGGUACCAUAGGUGGUGGGAUCUUUCAAGCAAUCAAAGGUUUUCGAAACUCUCCAGUGGGAGUAAACCACAGACUACGAGGGAGUUUGACAGCUAUUAAAACCAGAGCUCCACAGUUGGGAGGUAGUUUUGCAGUUUGGGGAGGUCUGUUUUCCAUGAUUGACUGCAGUAUGGUUCAGGUCAGAGGGAAGGAAGAUCCCUGGAACUCCAUCACCAGUGGUGCCUUAACAGGAGCCAUACUGGCAGCAAGAAAUGGACCAGUGGCCAUGGUUGGGUCAGCAGCGAUGGGUGGCAUUCUCCUAGCUUUAAUUGAAGGAGCUGGUAUCUUGUUGACAAGAUUUGCAUCUGCACAAUUUCCCAAUGGUCCACAGUUUGCUGAAGACCCCGCCCAGUUGCCUUCAGCCCAGUUACCAUCCUCACCUUUUGGAGACUAUCGACAAUAUCAAUAGGACUUCUUUCCCAGGAUUUCUUCAACAGAACGAGCUGUAGUUCAAGAAAGGAUGUCAAAAGAUCAGGUUACAGUCUGUUUUCAAAACCAUAGAUGGGGAAACUAUGGUCAAAUAGGCAAUGAAGAGACAUUUAACACUUUUCUAUUUAAAGGAACAUGGAGGGGGGGGCGGGAUAUAAAAGAUAACACAUUUAUUUAUUCACACUGGGAUUGCAUUUGUGAUGAAAAUAAAUGUCUCUAAUAUUACGAGUACUCAGAAGAUGAAGGACCAAAGGGCAAACAGCAGUGAAACAUGACCAUUUCCUUGGCAGCAGCUGUGCCUGGUUUGUGUGUUCUGUUAGUCAAACAAUAAAAUACUCCUGGAACUUGCUCUUUUAAGCUAAGUUGUAGAGUUCUGCUUUUCAUCCUUGAAUCCUUCAAAUAAUGCAAAGUGCGUUGGAUGUUGCACGUUUAUAGUUAGGCUCUCACCCUCCCUGAAGUGAAUCGUGUGUGAGAAGAACCAUGCAGGGCCAGCAUGGAUCAGUCCGCAGGAAAUAUCUGAUGGAUUGAAGGCCACGGUAAAAACUCACCCUUUGCUUCAAAAAUAAAGUGUGCUAUUUCCUGGUUUUGAAGAUGUCAGAUUCACACCUGUCUACCUUUGGGGCUACUGCGUCUUGGUUCUUGAUCAUCAGAACGUCACCAGCAACGACUUCGUUCCGAUAUACCCAGUUCUGUAGGGCAAGAGUUUAUGAAGGGUAUAAGUAGCUCUGGAAAAGUUUGGUGUUUAUUAUGUGCUUGAAAAUAAAAUAUAUGCUGUUUUUAAUGUG
Manis javanica (Malayan pangolin) is the source of this 1451-nucleotide messenger RNA. It is a transcript of the gene TIMM17A, whose product is annotated as translocase of inner mitochondrial membrane 17A. Gene Ontology annotation, molecular function: transmembrane protein transporter activity. Gene Ontology annotation, biological process: protein import into mitochondrial matrix. Gene Ontology annotation, cellular component: TIM23 mitochondrial import inner membrane translocase complex. The record is from RefSeq and is a predicted model, not a curated record. NCBI's taxonomy places the organism in Eukaryota, Metazoa, Chordata, Mammalia, Pholidota, Manidae.